Neltuma alba is the source of this 1065-nucleotide messenger RNA. RefSeq names its product cysteine-rich repeat secretory protein 38-like. Lineage: Eukaryota; Viridiplantae; Streptophyta; Magnoliopsida; Fabales; Fabaceae. The coding region runs from base 1 to 1065 and encodes 354 amino acids. The transcript is spliced from 5 exons. The record is from RefSeq and is a predicted model, not a curated record.
AUGAGCUAUGCUUUCUCCAAGGCUGAUUUCUCUUCUCUUCUUCUUUCUGAUCCUCAACCUAACCCUAAUAUCUCAUCACGGCACCAAUGCCCAGCAAAACUUCUUGAAUUCUACUGCGGUAACAGCACCGUCGACGAUGAGACCACCAAGAGUACCUUCAAAACCAACCUAAAAUCCCUUUUAUUUAACAUCUCUUCCGACACAAAAAUCGACUAUGGCCUCUACAACUUGUCCUCCGGCCAAAACUCUGACAAAGUCAAUGUUAUCGGCCUAUGCCGAGGAGAUGUUAAGGUACAAGAUUGUCGCAGUUGUCUCACAGAUUCAAGAGUUGUUCUUCUCCAAGUUUGUGCCCCUAACGUCAGAGAAGCAAUCGGGUGGUACGAUAACUGCUUUCUCCGAUACUCCAACCGAACCAUAUUCGGCGUCAUGCAAACACAGCCAUAUUUCUAUCUGUGGAACACACAGGACGCGUUGCAGAAGGACCAGUUCAACUUUGUGGUGACAGAGCUGAUGAAGUUCUUGAGAGAGAAAGCUGCUUCCCACAACUCUGUUCAGAAGUUUGCAGCGGCGAACGCGACGGGACCGAGCAAUCAAACGAUAUACGGUCCUGCACAAUGCACGCCGGACUUGUUGAACAAGGAUUGCAAUAAUUGCUUGAAUGGGGCAAUCUCUGAAAUCCCGAAAUGUUGCGAUGGAAUGAAAGGUGGAAGAGUGGUAAGACCCAGCUGCAACAUUAGAUAUGAAACCUACAGCUUCUUUGAUCCUACUGCUUCACAAUCUUUCGCAUCACCGCCGUUGCCACCAUCUCCUCCGGCAGUUCUUGAUUUCGUACCCAAACAAGGAAGGUGCAACUCAUCCCGAGCUAUAAUUGCCGUGGGAGUCCCAAUUAUUGUGUUGCUGGCAGUGCUCAUCUUUGUGGUCCUACUUAAAUCCAGGAGAGACAAAAAUAUUGAAACUAAUAAGUCAACAAAUAUUUCAUGUUCUGCAUCAAAUCCGUAUGAGGGAAUAUUUCACAGGUGCAAGAUGGUCGAUACCGUGGAAAUCCAGGAGUCAAUAAAACCGUAA